This is a messenger RNA of Alternaria arbusti, 1986 nucleotides long. RefSeq lists its product as uncharacterized. Gene Ontology annotation, biological process: GPI anchor biosynthetic process. Gene Ontology annotation, cellular component: endoplasmic reticulum. Bases 1 to 1986 code for a protein of 661 amino acids. The transcript is spliced from 2 exons. The record is from RefSeq and is a predicted model, not a curated record. Lineage: Eukaryota; Fungi; Ascomycota; Dothideomycetes; Pleosporales; Pleosporaceae.
AUGACCACUUACGACGAGUAUGGCAUUCCCGUCGGCGCAUACUCAGAACCCGAGAGCUUGACACACCAAGCAUGGCGGUUGGGCAGAGCCUUCUUUCUAUAUCGCAUACGACCUGCUGUGCAGGGAAAGAGAAAUGAGCUGCGAAGUGGGAAUUGGAGCUUUAAGCGGCUCUUUACCCUCGUGAACGGGCUGGUGCUGCUGUGGUGGGUGGUUCUGUACUGGGGCGAGAGAGGUAUCUUCAACAGCGCCGUCGAGAGCUGCCACUGGGACAAGUGGGAGGACUGGGAAACCGGCGCAAACCCUCACAGACUCAUCUUCGUCGCCGAUCCGCAACUCAUAGAUCCGCACACCUACCCCGGCCGCCCGUGGCCCCUCAAUCCUCUAGCCUACAAAUACACCGAUCUGUACCUCCGUCGCACCUAUUCUCGCUUCCAGACCGUCCUAUACCCCGACACUAUCUUCUUCCUCGGCGAUCUCUUCGACGGUGGCCGCGAAUGGUCUACGCGCACAACUACCUCGCCGGAGAAGCAGUACCGCAAAUAUGGCGACGACUUUUGGAUGAACGAGUACAGAAGAUUCGGGAACAUCUUCUUCAAGCACUGGGGUGAUGGCGGCAUGCAGGCGAGACCAGGACAGCCUGGACGGAAGCUCAUAAGCAGUCUACCUGGUAACCAUGACCUGGGAUUUGCCAAAGGAGUACAAGAAGGCGUCCGAAACCGAUUUGAAGCCUACUUUGGCGACGGCAACCGAAUCGACGUCAUCGCAAACCACACCUUCGUCUCAAUCGACAGCGUCUCCCUGAGCGCAUUCGGCCAGGAAUCUCCCGAACAAGUCGAAAAGAUAUGGCGCCCUACGAAAGAAUUCCUCUCCGACGCAAAGAAGCGCAAAAAGCGCCUCAUCCAACGCGAACUACGAGCGCAACAGGGCCUGCGACCCUAUCCAGGCAUGCCACACCACGCAAUCUCCGCGCAAGACCUCGCAACCUCCCCCCUCCCCCACGCCAACGACGACAUCACCGAAUUUCCCACCAUUCUCCUAACCCACGUGCCCCUCUACCGCGCCCCAGGCACACCCUGCGGCCCCCUCCGCGAACACUGGCCCCCGACGCCUCCCCCACCGGGCCAACCUCCCCUCGACCACGACGACCGAAACGCCAUAUCUGUCCGCGGCGGCUACCAAUACCAAAACGUGCUCAACCGCGAGAUCACCGCUGAUAUCGCUGAGAAGGUCGGUGAUAUCCGGUAUGCUUUCUCAGGCGACGACCACGACUACUGCGAGUUGGUGCAUAAAGCGUAUACCAGUGCUGGCGGCGGCAUACGCGAGAUCACGGUCAAAAGCAUUAGCUGGGCUAUGGGCGUCAGGCUUCCCGGUGUUGUGCUGGUUAGUCUGUGGAAUCCAGUUGAUACGCUUGGGAAGCCGUUGAAUGGGGGGGGUGCGAGUAAGACGAUUCAAACGAAGUUGUGUCUGCUGCCUGACCAGAUUGGCACGUUUCUGAGAUACGGAAGUCUGUUCGGACUAACGCUGUUGCUGCUGUUCGUUCGCGCGGCGGGCGUUAUGCUAGGCGUUGUCUCGAAUGGCGAGGACGAAAAGGCGGAAAGUCCGUUAUUGCCUACUACCAACACUCCCGCUACUACCUUGGAAAAGGAAUCCCAUUCCUCUAACUCAUCGACCUCCUCUGAACGAAACGGCAACCUAUCCGCUCGAGCGACUACUCAAACACGAACCCAACACCAACAACAGCAACAGUCGAAAUACCAACUCCCCUUGAUCCAACACGCCGGCUACGAUCCCGCCAAAGACUUCGACGUCGACGACGAUGCGGGAGAUAAGAAGGUCAGAGUCUACGGCGCGAGUACCAAAGUAUCCAAGAAGCCGCGGAAACGGAGAAAGGGAUUAGCACUGUUUUGGUGGGAACUCAGGACGAGUUUGAGGACGGUGGUAGUGCUGGGGGGCGUGUGGUAUGUGUUUUUGGUGUGGAGGGGAUGA